This is a messenger RNA of Fonsecaea nubica, 2826 nucleotides long. RefSeq lists its product as hypothetical. The coding region runs from base 1 to 2826 and encodes 941 amino acids. The transcript is spliced from 6 exons. The record is from RefSeq and is a predicted model, not a curated record. Gene Ontology annotation, biological process: proteolysis; positive regulation of transcription by RNA polymerase II; DNA-templated transcription. Lineage: Eukaryota; Fungi; Ascomycota; Eurotiomycetes; Chaetothyriales; Herpotrichiellaceae. Gene Ontology annotation, molecular function: sequence-specific DNA binding; DNA-binding transcription factor activity, RNA polymerase II-specific; peptidase activity.
AUGGUAGAAGCAAACAAGUUCACGGUCCAGGUCGAUGAUGGUGCCAAGUUACACGUCAAGGUGUUCGGACACGACCCAUCCGGCUCCAAGCCUCUACUGAUGGCCCUUCAUGGAGCACCGGGACUGUUCACUCAUGCGGAGCCCGAGGCCUGUUUCGCCCAUCUCUCUUCACUCUUCCAAGUUCUGGUCUUUGAUGGAAGGGGAAGUGGUGCGUCUGACAUGAGUGGGCCGUUCACACAUGAACGCUGGAUGAAGGACAUCGACUAUCUCAGGGCCUGGACACAGGUAGAAACGUUUGUACUUGCUGGCCAUUCUUAUGGCGGCUUUCUCGCCCUUGACUAUGCUGUCAACCAUCCAGGCCGCCUGAAGGGCCUGAUAUUGAUUGAUACGUGGACGGUCGGAACUUUGGGCGCGAUGGGUGUUCUGGCCAACAUUUUGUUGUCGGAUCGGGUCAAGGUGGACAAGGAUCGUCAGGUCCGCGUCUGGUCCGGCAAUCUGCUCAACGACGAGGAUUACCGGGAUGCGAUUGCAGAACUGCUCCCCUUUUAUGCACCUCCUGAGCACGCUUCGUUGAAGAGGACCUCGGAUUCUGGGGACCAGGUUACUACCUCUGGCGAAUUCUUUGGCCCAGGUGGCAAGUUUCAUUUCAAGACCCAAAAUUGGGCGUUUGGUUAUAACAUGCCUCGUUUCGACGUUCGACAGCGACUCCCGGAUAUCAAAGCUCCUACGCUCGUCGUUGUCGGACGCUAUGAUUAUGUCACCCCGGUGAGCUUUGCUGAGGAGAUGGCUAAAGGCAUUCCAGAUGCACAGCUGGAAGUGUUUGAGCACUCAGGACACAGCCCACAGUCGGACGAAACCGACAAGUUUCGCAAAUGCGAUUUCCAAUACCCGACGUGCGGCGCCUGUGCUUCUGCUAGAGUGACGUGCUUGGGGUUCGAUCCGCUUCGUGGUUCCGACAAACCUCGGAGCAUGGUCCGUCAUCUGGAGGCACAAGUUGCCCAACUCGAGAUCGACCUCGCUGCGAUCAAGACCCAAGCACAGCCUGAUGGCGUGGAUACGAUAACACAGCUCGUCGCAAUGGCGAUUGCGGAACCGACUGGCCGAACGCGCAAGCAAGAGCCACUCCUUCCCCUGACAUCAACAUAUUUCCUCUCUGAUGCACCUCUACCUCAGUUCAACCAGCAAGCUUGGGACGAGUCAGAGAAUCUCGAAUCGAUGGAUCAGUCGUGGCGGCCUAUGGCCAUCUCUUCCAUUCCUGUCCAUGUCAUUGACGCCAUGCUGAAACACUACUGUCAGACAUAUCUUCCUCAAUACCCAUCGAUUGCCGAAGCAGAUCUGUACCGAGCCAGGGAUAGGGUGUAUGAGAGUCCAGAACUCAGCGGCUAUGACGCCUUCGUCAUAUGCAUCACUCUGGCCAUCAGCUCCAACACCCUGAGCUACAUUGACGAGAAACGGGCGGCGUCAACUACAUACGGUCUCUGGGCUACCGCCGUGGUUCACCUGGAGCAGGUUGGACUGACUGCCUCGUGGGAACGUCUCCAAGCGCUGCAGCUUCUCACACACUACGGCUUUCUAAAUCCCCAACAUGUGAACGUCAGUCAUUGUGCCUCAGCUGCCAGUAGAAUGGCAUUUCAGUUCGGCUUGCAUGAAGAAUUGCCAAUCCCUCGACAGAUGAAACUGAGUUCAGCAGUCUUGAAUACGCGGCGAAGGAUGUUCUGGAAUGCGUAUGGCAUAGAUGCGGCUGCUCACGUCGUUCGGAGUCUGCCAUACCAAUGGAAAAGGUCCGAGAUCACAGCAAAGUUCCCGGAGUCGGAGUCGCUAGCAACACCAACACACUCUGCUCAUAUAUGGUCGCUGAGAGAGAUAGAGUGUGAUAUCACUUUCGGUUUGUACCAUUUCGACUUGCCGCUUACAGCUCUCACUGGCCCUGGUUCGUUCGAGGCAUGGCUUGCGCAAAUGCAAGCCCAGCUCGAUGCUUGGUACCAAAAAGUCCGCCAGAGUGUCAAUCUGACGGAAAAAAUUGAGUUCCACGAAGUAUUGUUUCAAGUUCAGGUCUUGAGAUUGAACCGACCCUCUCCACGUUGCCCUGCACCGACCAAGGAGAUGCACAAGAGAGCUCUGAAAGCGUCGAUAACUUUGAUCAAAGAAUUCAGCGUGCUUGAUCGAUUAGGAAAGAUGUUCAUGCUAUGGCACGCCGCUUUCUGUGUCAUAGAGGCUGGGCUGUACCUGCUCUCAUCUAUCCUGAUCAGUCUUGAAACUCCCACUCCGGAUCGUCAACACCUGGAAGGAGAGGAUGUUAGCAUCCUGACCAGAUACGUCAAGACUUUUCCGGUGCUCUUCUGGAAAAUAUCUCGUCGAUGGCCAUCCGUUUUGCCACACGCGUCCACCCUCGACAAUCUUUCCACCUCGGUCUUGGAGGUAUUGCAACGGUGGUCAGAUGGGCAGGACCCGUCAAGGAUUGAGACUCUCUCUUUGAGAGAAAAAAUUGAUCACAUGACCAGGUUUCCUUUGACACCAUCGCCAAAUCAAACGGCUGCAACUCAUACUGUAGGACCUGAGGUGCUGUUACAGUACCAGCCGUCGGAUACAUCCUCACAGCUGCUGGGAGCAUCUAAUUCUAUCUUACAGACUUCGAAUAUUCAACUCUCUACUGAGCCCGAGGGUCCUUCUAACACGUCCGCGUGGUUAGGCAGUCGAUCGAGCCUAGAUCCCAGUCUUCCCAUAUUCCCAGAAACCUACCCGUUCAACUACAUCGACCCAAUGGUAUGGGACUUCUCUGGACUUGAUUCGGAGGAGAUCUUUGCUGCAUUACUUGAGGAAGCUUGA